UUGAACAGCCUUGAAGAGUCAAACUCAUUCGAAAAGAUUGGCAAAGGAUGUUUCGUUGACUGCCAAAAAUUGAGUAAAGUUGAUUGCACAAAGAUUGGUAUUUUGAAUGAGUUCACAUUCUAUCAUUGCUCAGGACAAACAACAUUCACAUUUGGUGACAAUCUGAAACUCAUUUCAAAGAAUGCAUUCUUCAUGUCAUCAAUAGAAUCAUUCACAGUUCCAGCUAAUGUCAUCUCAAUUGAACAGCAGGCAUUUUCUCUUUGCAAGAAAUUGACAUAA
Messenger RNA from Trichomonas vaginalis G3, 279 nucleotides. RefSeq names its product ribonuclease inhibitor domain-containing protein. NCBI's taxonomy places the organism in Eukaryota, Parabasalia, Trichomonadida, Trichomonadidae. The record is from RefSeq and is a predicted model, not a curated record. The transcript has a single exon.